Molecule: messenger RNA, 1179 nt
Organism: Closterium sp. Naga37s-1
Lineage: Eukaryota; Viridiplantae; Streptophyta; Zygnematophyceae; Desmidiales; Closteriaceae
Source: the annotation of a GenBank genome assembly
AUGGAUCUGGCUACGAGUUAUGCGGACGACCUGGAGGAGGAUUCAAAGCAGUUUCAGAGGGACAACAACCGGCUUAUUUCGUCGAAUCGCGGCACAGCGGCUCAACGCUUGCCGACUUGGAAGGAGCGGGAGAAUAACAAACGGAGGGAGAGGAGACGACGCGCCAUAGCAGCCAAGAUCUUCUCCGGCCUGCGCACCUACGGAAACUACGAUCUGCCGAAACAUUGCGACAACAACGAGGUGCUCAAGGCAGUGUGCAAAGAGGCCGGCUGGAUUGUCGAGGAGGACGGCACGACUUACCGAAAGGGUCAGCCUCGACCCCAGCAGCCCGAGCCGUCAGCAGGAAUUGACUCCGCAUACCCCGCGGACAGCGGCGCGCAACCCUACGCGUCGUCCAAUGUCAACGCCCUCGAUAAUACGGACUACGAUCAUCCAGCGUCUCUUUCGGGAGGCACCGACCAUGGCCGCGGCCCCGUCAACGGCGUUGGCGUCACGAUGCACGGGCGGGAUGCCGGACUCGCCGCCGUUGGCGCCGCUCCUCUGAGCGCCGCUGCGCCGAUGGUGGAAGGUAGACCUGCGCCCGUAGGAGGAAGCGCGGGUGGUUGCGGAACUACCCAGACUGUCGGAGUUGCUGGCAGAGCUGCUGGCGGGGCGGCCGCGCCGCCGGCAGCGGAGCUGCUGAAGCUCAUGUCCGCGCUCGCUGCUUUCCCCGCGGCGGCGGCGCAGCUGGGCGCAGCGCUAAACUCCUCCGCCGCGUCGCUCGCGGCCGUUGCGUCGUCGCUCGGCCUGCCUCCGUCAUUCGCCGCGUCAUCGGACGUCCAGCAGGUGCUGAUGCUGCUCACUAAAGGAGGUGCUAAUAACGGGGAUCAAUCGCUGCCUGGUAAUCGACCGGCUGCUCCCGCAUCUUCCGCCGUGCCGUCGGAUAUCUACUCUCUGCUGCAGUCUGGCAACUUCAGCGGCGGCGCGCACAACAGCAUCAGCCCUCAGUGCGGAAGCGCAACACGCGGCGGAACCCUCGGACCUCAACGAUCGGUGGAGUUUAAAUCCGCGGGAGGGAAGGACAACAAGUGGGCGGCUGGUGUGCGGCGCAUGGCGACGAGCUGGGAUGUGGAGGCACCCAUGAAGCCUCCCCCCGUGAUGCGCUUAGAUGAUCUGGAGCUCAGCCUCGGCCUCGGGUAA